This is a messenger RNA of Plasmodium relictum, 735 nucleotides long. RefSeq names its product purine nucleoside phosphorylase, putative (gene PNP). NCBI's taxonomy places the organism in Eukaryota, Apicomplexa, Aconoidasida, Haemosporida, Plasmodiidae. Gene Ontology annotation, cellular component: cytosol. The record is from RefSeq and is a predicted model, not a curated record. The transcript has a single exon. Bases 1 to 735 code for a protein of 244 amino acids. Gene Ontology annotation, molecular function: uridine phosphorylase activity. Gene Ontology annotation, biological process: uridine catabolic process.
AUGGAAGCUCAAAGACAUAUAAAACUAACUCCAAACCAAACAACUCCAGUUGUUUUAGUUGUAGGAGAUCCUGGUAGAGUUGAUAAAGUAAAAUUGUUAUGCGACUCUUAUGUUGAUUUGGCUUUUAAUAGGGAAUAUAAAAGUGCUGAAUGCCAUUAUAAAGGUCAGAAAUUUUUAUGUGUAAGUCACGGUGUUGGAUCUGCUGGUUGUGCAAUUUGUUUUGAAGAAUUAAUUCAAAAUGGAGCAAAAGUUAUAAUAAGAGCAGGAUCUUGCGGGACCCUUCAACCACAAGAAAUGAAAAUAGGAGAUAUUUGCAUAUGUAAUGCAGCAGUUAGAGAAGAUAGAGUUUCUCAUUUAUUAGUGCAUGCAGACUUUCCUGCUGUAGGAGAUUUUGAUGUUUUCGAUACAUUAAAUAAAAGCGCUGCUGAAUUAAAAGUACCUAUUUUCAAUGGAAUUAGUUUAUCUUCAGAUUUAUAUUAUCCAAAUAAAAUUAUUCCAUCAAGAUUGGAAGAUUAUGCAAAAACAAAUGUAGCUGUUGUAGAAAUGGAAUUAGCCACUUUAAUGGUUAUAGGAACUUUAAGAAAAGUAAAAACUGGUGGAAUAUUUAUUGUUGAUGGUUGUCCACUUAAAUGGGAUGAAGGAGAUUUUGAUAAUAACUUAAUUCCUGAAAAAUUAGAUCAAAUGAUUAAAAUAUCAUUAGAAGCAUGCUCACGUUUAGCUGCAAAAUAUAAAUAA